AUGCCGCCCAUUCUCAACAUCUUGGCGUACGGUCGAGGAGAGGUUAUCGAUGACAGACCAGCCGCGCCGGACCGACCAAUCGACCGGGAGAAGAUCGAAAAUUCGGCCAAGAGCAAGCGUACUGCUCCAGCCGAAGCCUACAACGUUCCCGUCUACGUCGAAGGCAUGUCCACCUGGAGCAACGGUCGUCUUUUGAUCAGCCAAGAGCCUUGGAGAGGCGACCAGAUCAGAGCACGCACAGCUGACUGGAUCGACAAUGACCUCCACGAGCGUGGAGUCCGUCACUUGGCAACCCGCCAGGAGACGCCAGAAUCCGAAUGGUUCUCUAGCACGCUGACGCCUAGACAUGGUAGUGCCGCCAACCCUUUUGUCAAACCCUCGAAUCCUGCCACAGCCGAACCCCUAUCGACUUCAGUCGUUGAGCGUCUGCAUCUCGAGCAGAGAAGAGACUCGACUCAGCCCACCGAAGCUCAGAUCAGGCCAGGCCGCCGUCAUUCCAUCAACGAAGGUCGUGUUUCUGCGGCAGGUACGAUGUCUGGUCCUGGAGCAAGACGGCAAUCUUCUGCGUCUAUGCCGGAACUGAGAUCGUUACCCGACUACAGAAACGAUGAUGGUCUGCUGCUGGCUUCAGAAGAGACCGCAACUGAGGAAGAAACUCUCUUGGCGACACAACCAGACACCGUGCCCGACACUGAUGGCAAUGUGAAUGGCGCUCUUGCGUCGAACACCUUUUUGCACACACUACCAGCGGAUCUUGGCGCUGACGGUGAUGGCUGCGGAGAAGCUGUGGCCUCGCUCCCCGGCCCUUUCGACUUGGAUGGCAUGAUUCCACCGAGCGUCCUCGAACAUGGAGCUCUCAUUGCAAACAGAACCCGCGUACCGAACAACUCCCUCACCAACACUUAG
This is a messenger RNA of Ascochyta rabiei, 906 nucleotides long. RefSeq lists its product as uncharacterized. The record is from RefSeq and is a predicted model, not a curated record. Lineage: Eukaryota; Fungi; Ascomycota; Dothideomycetes; Pleosporales; Didymellaceae. The coding region runs from base 1 to 906 and encodes 301 amino acids. The transcript has a single exon.